Cryptomeria japonica (Japanese cedar) is the source of this 2409-nucleotide messenger RNA. Its product is annotated as heat shock 70 kDa protein 4. Lineage: Eukaryota; Viridiplantae; Streptophyta; Pinopsida; Cupressales; Cupressaceae. Bases 178 to 2139 code for a protein of 653 amino acids. The record is from RefSeq and is a predicted model, not a curated record. The transcript is spliced from 2 exons. Gene Ontology annotation, molecular function: ATP binding; heat shock protein binding; misfolded protein binding. Gene Ontology annotation, cellular component: cytoplasm. Gene Ontology annotation, biological process: cellular response to unfolded protein; protein refolding.
CCCGGCUCCUAUUUCUACCACUCUCACACAUUGCUCUUCUACCAACGGUGGGAAGGGAUUUUAGGUUAUUCUUUGCCCCUUUCGUCACAUUACACAGUGAUAACCUAAUUCUUUUUAGGGUUUUUCUUUUUUUCGUUCUUCAUUCUUUCUGUGCUUCGAUCUACAGUGUGAGGGAAAAUGAGUAAGGGAGAGGGGCCUGCUGUGGGAAUCGAUCUUGGAACCACGUACUCGUGCGUGGGGGUGUGGCAACAUGAUAGAGUGGAGAUCAUUGCGAACGAUCAAGGGAAUCGAACCACGCCCUCUUAUGUGGCGUUUACCGAUUCCGAGCGCCUCAUCGGAGAUGCUGCCAAGAAUCAAGUCGCGAUGAAUCCGACCAACACCGUUUUCGAUGCAAAGCGGCUUAUUGGAAGGAGAAUUUCGGACCCAACAGUGCAGAGCGACAUGAAACUAUGGCCUUUUAAGGUUGUUUCGGGACCUGGAGAAAAGCCAAUGAUUGUUGUUAACUAUAAAGGGGAAGAGAAGCAAUUUGCUGCAGAAGAGAUCUCAUCUAUGGUUCUCAUCAAGAUGAAAGAGAUUGCCGAGGCAUACCUUGGAAAUGUAGUUAAGAAUGCAGUUGUCACAGUUCCUGCUUAUUUUAAUGACUCUCAGAGGCAGGCGACAAAGGAUGCUGGUGUCAUUGCUGGUUUGAACGUAAUGAGAAUCAUCAACGAGCCAACUGCUGCUGCCAUUGCCUAUGGUCUAGACAAGAAGGCCACCUCUGUUGGUGAGAAGAAUGUUUUGAUUUUUGAUCUUGGUGGAGGAACAUUUGAUGUGUCUCUUUUGACUAUUGAAGAGGGUAUUUUCGAAGUCAAAGCGACUGCUGGAGAUACUCAUUUGGGAGGUGAGGACUUCGAUAACCGAUUGGUGAAUCAUUUUACGCAAGAAUUUAAGAGGAAAUACAAGAAGGAUAUCGGUGGUAAUCCUAGAGCCCUCAGGAGGUUGAGAACAGCAUGUGAAAGAGCGAAGAGGACACUGUCUUCAACUGCUCAGACCACUAUUGAGAUUGAUUCCUUGUAUGAAGGCAUUGACUUCUACUCUACAAUCACAAGGGCUAGGUUUGAGGAGCUCAAUAUGGACCUCUUCAGGAAAUGUAUGGAGCCUGUUGAGAAGUGUUUGAGGGAUGCCAAGAUGGACAAGAGCACUGUUCAUGAUGUUGUUCUUGUUGGAGGUUCCACUCGAAUCCCAAAAGUACAGCAAUUGUUACAGGAUUUCUUCAAUGGCAAGGAGCUAUGCAAGAGCAUCAACCCUGAUGAAGCCGUUGCUUAUGGUGCUGCAGUCCAGGCUGCAAUUUUAAGUGGAGAAGGAAAUGAAAAAGUACAAGAUUUGCUGUUGCUUGAUGUUACUCCACUGUCCCAAGGAUUGGAGACAGCUGGAGGGGUUAUGACUGUUUUGAUUCCUCGAAACACAACUAUCCCCACCAAGAAAGAGCAGGUCUUCUCUACGUACUCUGAUAAUCAGCCUGGUGUGUUGAUUCAAGUCUUUGAAGGUGAGAGGGCAAGGACUAAGGACAACAACCUGUUGGGCAAAUUUGAACUCUCUGGCAUUCCUCCCGCCCCAAGGGGUGUCCCUCAGAUUACCGUCUGCUUUGAUAUUGAUGCCAACGGUAUCCUUAAUGUCUCUGCCGAGGAUAAGACAACAGGCCAGAAGAACAAAAUUACCAUCACAAAUGACAAGGGAAGAUUGAGCAAAGAUGAAAUUGAAAAGAUGGUUCAGGAAGCUGAGAAAUACAAGGCUGAGGAUGAAGAAUUGAAGAAAAAGGUGGAGUCUAAAAACUCACUUGAAAAUUAUGCAUACAACAUGAGGAACACAAUCAGAGAUGACAAGAUUGCAGGGAAAUUGGAUCCAGCUGACAAGAAAAAGAUUGAGGAUGCGGUGGAUGAGGCCAUAAGCUGGCUGGAUGGAAACCAGUUGGCAGAGAAAGAAGAGUUUGAAGACAAGCUGAAAGAGCUGGAGUCCGUCUGCAAUCCAAUCAUUGCUAAAAUGUACCAGGGUGGUGAAGGUAUGGGUGGAUUUUCUGGAGAUGAUGAUAUGGGUGGUGCUUCUGCAUCAGCUGGAAGUGGUGCAGGUGGUCCUGGCCCCAAGAUCGAGGAAGUUGACUAAGCAUGCAUUUUUUUAAUUUGUCAUUUUGCCCUGUUACAGGGAUUUAGUAAUCUUGCUAUUCAAAAACCUUGAAAUCCGUUUCAGUUUUUUGUUAUUUUUAAUAUAAGUUUUAUAACUCAUUUACGGCUCAAUGCUGUCCUGGAGAUUUUCUGGUACUCUGCAUGUUUGGCAAUGAACUUGUUAAAGGGAUAUAGCAAGUUCUGCCGAGGCAGUAAUGUUUCAAUCCAUUUUGUUUCAUAUUUUUAAUACAGUUUAAUACUUUCAGCAUAA